UAAAGAAAGCUCUCUCUCGCUCGCAAAAGGAUCACAUCUUGCUUUGCCUCUCUCUCUCUCUCUCUCUCACUCUCACUCUCACUCAUAAAAACACAGAUACACUUUCUCUCUCUAUCAUUGCUAAACCACUUCUUGUUAUAUAUUAAUAACACAAAACCCAUUCUAUAAAAGCCUUCUGUUUCUCUCUCAGAGUUACAAUAUUGUUCAAAACUCACAAAAAGUUUGAAGCUUUUGUCUGAUACAUAUAUAUUCAAAGUUUGAGUCUUUUUUUUUUUAAAUUAUUGGGAGCUGAAAGUUCAAGCUCAGCUCAAACUCUGAACUCUUUUGGGUCACACUACGCUGAAUGAGUUCGGGUCACUGGAAAUGGAUCCUCCACUUGUAAGCGAGUCCUCAUUUUCAGCAGCCAACCCUGCAGCUUACAGCUUGGCUGAGCUAUGGCCAUUUUGUGGUUCGGAGCCUGGAACCGGGUCACUGGGGCUCGGGAUGGGUAACUUGGGUCCGAACCCAAAUGGGUUUGCUGAGAGCUCCGGGAACCGGGAUGGGUCGGCCGAGGAAUCGACGGUGACGGAGCAGAGUGGCGGUGGUGGCGGUGGUAGGAAGAAGAGAAAAGAAGUGAGCUCCGAGGAUGAGUCUUCGAAAAUGGUUUCCACUAGUAGCGCCAAUGACUUGUUGAGUGAGUCAAAUGGUAAACGGAUGAAAGUAGCUGGAUCCUGUGAUGACAAUGAUGGUUCAAAGGCAGAAGUGGAAGCUAGUUCAGCAGCUGAUAACAAACCAGCCGAAGAAAGCACUCAACCUUCUGAGCCACCUAAGCAAGACUAUAUCCAUGUGAGAGCAAGAAGGGGCCAAGCUACUGAUAGCCAUAGUCUAGCAGAGAGAGCAAGGAGAGAGAAGAUCAGUGAGAGGAUGAAGAUUCUCCAAGAUUUGGUCCCUGGAUGUAACAAGGUCAUUGGAAAAGCACUUGUACUUGAUGAGAUAAUUAAUUACAUCCAGUCACUGCAACGCCAGGUUGAGUUCCUGUCAAUGAAGCUUGAAGCAGUUAAUUCAAGGAUGGGCAUGAACCCUGUCAUGGACGGCUUUCCUCCAAAAGAUCUUGGUGCACAGUCAUUUGAUGCUUCUGGAAUGAUAUUUGGAUCACAAAUGAGGGAAUAUGCUCAAAGCUCACAACCUGAAUGGCUGCACAUGCAGGUUGGUGGUAGUUUUGAAAGAGCGACAUAGUCUCGUGCAUGUAAGCAGAUUAGAGAAGAAUUAGUACUUAAUCAUUUCCAAUCAAAGGGCAGCUGUGUUGUAGGUUUCUCCACGUCUAAUGCUGAAGUGUGUUUCCUAGUCUCUUUUAAUGUCCUAAAAUCGUAAUAUGAAAUCAUAUGUAGAAAUGCAUUAAUCUUUUUAUGUAUCAUCUUACUAGAUAAACUUUAGUCAAUUGUAUUAGUACGCAGACAAAAUCUCCUAGGUUGAUUUAGUUCUUAAGCCGUGUAAGCAAAGGACUUUGCUUUCUGGAACUAGUUACAAAUUCUUAUUCAUUGUUACAGUAUGUUACUAAUUGAUACAAUUUCAUGCCAAACUGUGUAAUGAGAGAAUUGCGCUUUCCAAAGUUUCAUUUU
Messenger RNA from Quercus lobata, 1598 nucleotides. Its product is annotated as basic helix-loop-helix (bHLH) DNA-binding superfamily protein. Gene Ontology annotation, cellular component: nucleus. The record is from RefSeq and is a predicted model, not a curated record. Bases 364 to 1215 code for a protein of 283 amino acids. Gene Ontology annotation, molecular function: DNA-binding transcription factor activity; protein dimerization activity. The transcript has 6 exons. Gene Ontology annotation, biological process: regulation of DNA-templated transcription. Lineage: Eukaryota; Viridiplantae; Streptophyta; Magnoliopsida; Fagales; Fagaceae.